This is a messenger RNA of Trichophyton rubrum CBS 118892, 510 nucleotides long. RefSeq lists its product as uncharacterized. NCBI's taxonomy places the organism in Eukaryota, Fungi, Ascomycota, Eurotiomycetes, Onygenales, Arthrodermataceae. The record is from RefSeq and is a predicted model, not a curated record. The transcript has 3 exons. Bases 1 to 510 code for a protein of 169 amino acids.
AUGAGCAAAUCUCUAGAAGACAGUGAGCAUCUAGAGGUCUCUCCAGCAUGCCAUCCAUUAGCCGUUGGAAAUCCAGGUGACGCACGACCAUCCCCCGAACAAAUUUCGACUGUUGUCUCCAUCCUGAUAGAAGCUGGCAUCUGCUGUUGUUUCGUUGAAGAGUAUGCUCUUAUUUACUUUGGUGCUUCGCGUUUGCCCAAUGACCGAGUGUUGUGUAUUCCCGAUGAGCAUCAUGAACAUGCUGUCAGGCUUUUCAAGUCACAUAGUGACAUCCUGGAGCCUUGUGGGCCACUUCCACUGAGAGCGCCAGGUUCACUCAACCACAAAUACCCUCGAUUCAAAGCCAUUGGAAGGACCGACUUCUGGCUGCUGUUGCCGGCAAGCUACUGUCACAUUGUCUGCAUUCCUGAAAACUUAGAGUGGAGCAAAGGAAUGGAAAUCGAAAGAACUGUUCUACAGCUUAACGGUGUGCAUUUCUCUUGUCUAUCUGCCUAUGCCAAUGAUAAAUAA